This is a messenger RNA of Colletes gigas, 1044 nucleotides long. Its product is annotated as protein FAM177A1. The record is from RefSeq and is a predicted model, not a curated record. NCBI's taxonomy places the organism in Eukaryota, Metazoa, Arthropoda, Insecta, Hymenoptera, Colletidae. Bases 492 to 953 code for a protein of 153 amino acids. The transcript has 4 exons.
GAUCUAUAACAGAGAUUCUCUGGUAAUGCAUACAAGGUUGAGUUCAAGUUACAUUGUUGGUAACCAAGUUUUAACUAAAUGAUCGAUAGAGUAGGUGGCCAAUAUCAAUUCAAUGCAUAUUCCACCACAGAUAAGAUACACAAGAGACGUUUCACACACAUGUGACUGGUUCAUUCGUUCGUACUUGCUAAAUAACGAUGGCUAGUAUAAUCUAGCAUUACAAUCGCGCAACUACAGAUCAUAAGCUAAAAAGAAGGAGAAAGGAUUACAUUUAAUUCCAUUGGCAUUACGUAUUUUCCUAAAAUGGAGUGAAUUAGUGUACAUAUUCGUAAUUACUUUCUGUUCGAAUAAUUCACCAUUAAGUUUCGAAUAACUCAAGCUCAUACAAUUUGUAUUUCUAUCUUUGGUUGAUGUCCCAGAUGAGAUCUGUCAAAGUGUUUGUAAAUAAUCCUCUAUAAUUGCUACUUAGAGAUUUUGCAAAAAAUCGAAUAAUGGCCACGGAUCCAGAAAAAAUUGACGUUUCCGACUUAUCUGACGUUGUUUUAAACGAAAGCAGUAGUACUGAUACACAAGGUCUGAAACCGAAAAAACGACCGAAGCGCAUAUUGCAUUUUUCGGAUGGUGAUUUGGAAGAAUAUUCCGAAGACGAAACAGAUGCUCCAGAAGAGAAUAUAACAACCAGUCAUAUAGACCCAAAGACACUUAAUUGGAUGCCCUGGGCUUGGUAUCAAACAUCAUGGUUCGGUACUAAACUGUUGGAUGGUUGUGAUUAUGCAGGCGAAUGGUUGGCUAACUUCUUUGGCAUUACAUCUCCAAAAUAUCAAUUCGAAAUUAACGAGUUCUAUAGACUUCAGGCUCUUGAAAAUGAAAUGACACACAAACAGGAUUUAGAAAUGGGUGGAUGGAACGAACAAAACAAAAAUAAUCUUAUACAUGAUAAUAGCAAACAGUGAAAUAAUAAUUUAUAUUUUGCAAUAUUUAUUCAUAGAAUUGUUCACUUCGUAUUAAUUAACAUCAUUUUGUUUUAACGUUACGUGUAUUUAA